Messenger RNA from Chondrus crispus (carragheen), 1977 nucleotides. RefSeq lists its product as hypothetical. The transcript is spliced from 2 exons. Lineage: Eukaryota; Rhodophyta; Florideophyceae; Gigartinales; Gigartinaceae. Gene Ontology annotation, molecular function: sulfurtransferase activity. Gene Ontology annotation, biological process: tRNA processing. The record is from RefSeq and is a predicted model, not a curated record. Bases 1 to 1875 code for a protein of 624 amino acids.
AUGGGGCAAAGAGAACACACUUAUGUGCGUCUCAUUGGAAUGACAACAUUUCCCAACCCUGACCGUUGUCUGCGUUGUGUGCAGAAAGCGAACACGAUGGCGUUUCAAAUUUCCAUACCGCUGGCAACCAAAGCGAAGUCAUCCCAUUGCCAUGGGAAGGCAUUGGUCUCCCGAAAACCCCUUUUGAAAACCGAAAGCAGAAGACCCACUGCAGAAAGGUGGCGAUGCAAACUCCCCCAACACUUGCGAACAAUCGCAAAUUCGCUUGGAACGCUGGACGAGCCCCAGGCACGUUAUAUGCGUUUGAUACACUUAGCAGACAGUAUCCCUGCUAUGUCAGACAAUGAAUUGCAUCCGUCCACGCGAGUAUCUGGCUGCACUUCAAUCUCGCAUGUAGAGGUGGUCAUGUCGGACGACCGCACCGUCAAGAUGCGUGGCUUUUCUGAUUCUAUGGUCGCCCGCGGCUUGAUGGCGUUUGUAAUCCUUGGGUUGGACGGAUGCACUGCGGACGAAGUUGCAGCAGUAAUGCCUUUAGAACUACUGGAGGCCUCAGGGCUGCGGGGAUCCGCGGGGCCCUCGCGGAUGAUGGGUCUGACUAGUAUCUUGAGCUAUGUGCAAAACAAAGUUGAGAUGCUACGGUCCGGUGAGAAGAGGGACCACGCUGAGAAGUCGGAAAAACAUCCAAUGGAUGGACGGUGGAGUGGGCGGCAAGGAAAAGACGUUGCGGUGUUAUUAUCUGGUGGCGUAGAUUCCUCUGUCGCGCUUCACCAGAUUCAGGAAUCUGGGGCCCGUCCUCAUGCUUUUUACUUGAAGAUUUGGCUUGAAGACGAACUGGCCCAUUUGGGCUCGUGUCCGUGGGAGGAGGACAUGGAAUAUGCUGCAGCUGUGUGCCAACAAGCUAACGUGAAGCUCACCGACGUACCGUUUCAAAAGGCAUACUGGGACGAGGUCGUGUCCUACACAGUCAGCGAGGCACGAAGGGGGAGGACGCCGAACCCUGACGUAAUGUGCAAUUCGAGAAUUAAGUUUGGUGCGUUUUUCAACCGCAUUGGACGGUAUUACGAUAGAGUUGCCACCGGUCACUAUGCUCGACAAACAGUGAAUCCAGAGACUGGUCUUGCGGAACUGCGAUUGUCCGCAGAUAUGUGGAAGGAUCAGACGUACUUUCUGGCACAUCUUCGCCAGGAGCAGAUUGCAGCUUCUUCGUUCCCACUGGGCAACAUCCCUAAAAAUGAAGUACGGGAGCUUGCGAAAGCCUAUGAUCUGCCCAAUAAGACUCGCAAGGACUCGCAGGGGAUCUGCUUCCUUGGGAAACUGAAGUUUGACGACUUUCUCGGCCAUCACUUGGGGCGAGAGAUGGGGAGCCUAGUCGAGUUUGAAACCGGACGAGAACUCGGACAGCACAAGGGCUUCUGGUUUUUCACUAUUGGUCAGCGACGGGGAAUAGGACUCUCUGGAGGGCCAUGGUACGUUGUAUGCAAGGACGUGGAACGCAAUGUGGUCUACGUAAGCAAAGAGUAUCACAGUGAGAAGCAGCAGCGUACUUGGUUUGAGUUUGAAACACCUCUAUGGAUUGCUGGAGAAUGGCCGAAUGCUCUCGGUUUCAACGGGGCGCAGACAGCAUUGCGAGUGAAGACUAGACAUGGACCGAAAUUCCAUAACGCUGUGGUGACGAGGACAUGGGCGGAGGGAGGCGAGGUGGAGCUUGCCGAGGGUGAUAAAGGACUGGCACCAGGGCAGUUUUCAGCGUUUUAUGAUGAUGAGGAUAGAUGUCUAGGAUCUGCUGUUAUUGCGAAUGAUGUUCAUCUCGCGGAUGCGCCAACAGAUAUCAUUCGGCGCAGGACUUCUGCUGGCAAACUGCAAGGGCAUAUUUAAGAGCAUGUGUGACCAAAUUAAUCAAAAGAUGGGCCUCCUCCAUCGUGUAACGUGGAGUGAUCUAAACACUGCGAGCUUGAGCAGAGCCCGUCUCGCAGAAAG